This is a messenger RNA of Ectocarpus siliculosus, 1638 nucleotides long. The record is from the annotation of a GenBank genome assembly. Lineage: Eukaryota; Phaeophyceae; Ectocarpales; Ectocarpaceae.
AUGGACGGGGUUUCUAAGCAGCUGCCGGGGGGCAGGCAGCUCUUUGCCGACGCGAGCCUGACCUUCAUGAGGGGCGCCAAGAUCGGCGUGCUCGGCGUGAACGGCAGCGGGAAGAGCACCGUGCUCAAGAUCAUCGCCGGAGAAGAUAAGGAGUUCGACGGCGACAUGUGGACGCGAGACGGCCUUCGUGUCAAGUACCUCCCCCAAGAACCCGACCUCGAUUCCUCCCUGAACGUCAUGGAGAACAUCCGACGCGGCAUCGCCGAGCAGGAGAAUAUGGUGGCAAGGUUCGAGGAGACCGGUAUUGCUAUGGGCGAUCCCGAUGCCGACCUAGACGCCUUGUUGGAGGAGCAAGCGGCGCUGCAGGCCAAGAUAGAGGAUGCCGACGCUUGGAACCUCCAGCACCGAGUGGACAUCGCGAUGAGAAAGCUGAGGGUGCCCCCCGGAGACUCCCCGGUGGACCAGCUGUCCGGGGGGGAGAAGAGGCGCGUGGCCCUCUGCAGGCUGCUGCUGGAGCAGCCGGACGUCAUCCUGCUGGACGAGCCGACCAACCACCUCGACGCCGAGUCGGUGCGAUGGCUGGAAGACUACCUGCGGGCGUUCAAGGGCACCGUGAUCAGCAUCACUCACGACAGGUACUUCUUGGACAACGUGGCCGGCUGGAUUCUCGAGGUGGACCGGGGCUCGCUGCUGCCGUUCAAGGGCAACUACUCGGCGUGGCUGGUGCAAAAGCAAAACCGCCUCGACAGGGAGCACUCCAAGCAGGCCCAAGUGGCGAAGCGGCUCGAGUCGGAACUGGAAUGGAUAAGGACAGGCAGGGCGAGCGUGAGCAAGGCGAGGGCCAACAAGUACGAGAAAGCCGUCGCCGAGCGCAAGGAGGGUGCCGCCAAGCUGCAGCAGUUGUCGGAGGGGAAGAUCGUGAUCCCGCCGGGACCGCGGUUGGGCCGCAGCGGGCUGACCGUGAAGGACCUUUCCAAGAAGUACGGGGACCGAACCCUAUUCAGCGGGGUCAACUUCACGGUCGAUCCAGGGUCCGUGGUUGGCGUGGUGGGACCGAACGGGUCGGGGAAGACGACGCUGUUCAACCUCAUCGCGGGGGUCGAAGAGGCCGACGGGGGCACCGUGGAGUGGGGACGGCUAGCAAAGGUGGGGUUGGUGAGCCAGGGGAGGUCGGGUCUGGACCCCGACAAGUCGGCGAUCGAAGAGAUUUCUGAGGGAGGGGACACCAUACAGAUCGGGGACAGACAAGUCAACGUCAGGGCGUACACGGCCGCGUUCAACCUUAGGGGCGCGUCGCAGGACAAGUUGGUGGGCACGAUGAGCGGGGGCGAGCGAAACAGGGUGCACCUUGCCAAGGUCCUCAAGCAGGGGCACAACGUCUUGCUACUGGAUGAGCCGACGAAUGAUCUCGACGUCGACACCCUCAGGAGCCUCGAGGAGGCCAUCAAUGGCUUCGCCGGCAGCGUGCUGAUCGUGUCACACGACCGGUGGUUUCUCGAUCGGGUCUGCUCGCACACGAUAGCGUUCGAGGACGGUGGGGGCGGGGGUGGCGGGGCCGUGAAGGGGGAGAGCAGGGUAGUGGUGUUUCAGGGGAAUCACGGCGAGUACUCGAAGCAGGCGGGUGGCCGGGGAGAUUGA